Molecule: messenger RNA, 2664 nt
Organism: Chiloscyllium plagiosum (whitespotted bambooshark)
Lineage: Eukaryota; Metazoa; Chordata; Chondrichthyes; Orectolobiformes; Hemiscylliidae
Source: RefSeq, a predicted model, not a curated record
GACCGUUCUCUAAUUAAAGAGAGAUAUGACUGGUGGUGUGUUUAACCUGAGUGUCAGGCGGUUCGGAAGGAGAAAACAUUAGUCUCUCACUAUCUCUCCACCUUCGGGUGUCACGCAGGCAGACAACAGUUAUUAAAAUUGUUAUUUUUUUCCUGUAUCACGGAAAAUAACCUAACCUACUGACGAACUGAAAAGACAUAAAGCAAUGUAGAAUCAGCGCCGAUUUUAUAAUUACAUAUAGUGAGUGUAAUUACUGACACAACUCCCUAUUGGGAGAAUGGAACAUUGUGUCUGCGACAUUGGGCAAGUUUUACAACGUGUAAGAUCGGGCAGUCACGCCUGGGUUUCACUCUGCAGAAUGUAGACUCCGCCCUGAGAUUAGAACAGGGUUCGGGAACUAAUGCAAGCCGUCAUUCGUCCGGCUCCACACCUUAGCUGCACCUCUGGAGGUAUUUAGUCACCUGUAAACCACCACGACUGGAGUCUCUCCUCCCGGUGAACGCUUCCCUCAAGGUAUUCUGACGAGUGAACCUAAAGCUAGUUGAACUCAGAGGUGACAGAAGACAUGGUGAAGCCAAUCUUCCUCCAUCUUUUCAAAUGCAAUAAUCAGCUCCCUCUUUCACCACCCCCACCAGCCUGGGGUUGGCAUGCCAGGUACAAGCCCCAGAAUCUCAAGGAGUAAACAACCAAAACAUGUGGGUGGAUACUUUCGGCCAGAAAUCGAAAAACCAGAUCAGCAACCUCUCCAGGAGUAAGAUUUGCACAGCCAGCCAAUGUGGAGAGGUGGCAGCUGCCCACCAGAAGCUCACCCAAACAGCUGUUUUUUGCAGAGUGAGACUGAAAACCGCCCUUACUCAUGAUCAACUUGGAAAAAUUCUGCUGCAAUGAGAUGCUACUGGAAACGAUCGGUGAUGGUGGUUGGUUUCUUCCUAUUUGUUUGUCUUUUCAUGUUCCUCUUUAUGAACAAUGAAGAAGGGAGCAUAUUGGAAGAAGAAGAAAAGAGAUUGGCCAAAGAAAUAGCUGUCCAGCAGUUGUAUUCAGAGAGGAAUGUGCAGAACUUCAGGGAGCUGAUAAACUUUUCUGCACCUAUUAAUGUCACCUAUCAAUAUUUAGCAGGUUAUCCUUUACUGAAAAAGAAAUAUCUUACAGUAGGACUGUCUUCAGUGAAACGAAAACGUGGGAAUUAUCUCUUUGAAACGUUAAAAUCCAUAUUUGAUCAGUCCACAAAUGAAGAGCUCACUGAGAUGGUGGUGGUCGUACACUUAGCAGACUUUGACAUGGCUUGGAAUGCACAAAUAGUUCAACAGGUUUCCAGAAAAUUUGCUCACCAUAUUAUCUCUGGCCACUUGGUUAUCAUUCAUGCUCCCCAAAUGUACUAUCCAUCUCUAAAAGGUCUGAAACGAAAUUAUAAUGACCCAGCAGAUCGUGUGACUUUCAGGUCAAAACAAAAUGUCGACUAUGCUUUCCUGCUCAAUUUCUGUGCAAACUUAUCCGAAUAUUACCUAAUGCUGGAAGACGACGUUCAAUGUGCCCGUUCUUUCCUAACAGCAAUCAAGAAAGUCCUUGCUUCGAAGGAGGGUUCCUAUUGGGUGACAUUGGAGUUUUCCAAGUUGGGUUAUAUCGGAAAACUUUACCAUUCUACUGACCUUCCAAGAUUGGCCCACUUUCUCCUGAUGUUUUAUCAGGAGAUGCCAUGUGACUGGUUACUGAUUCAUUUUCGAGGCCUUCUCACUCAAAAAGAUGUCAUCCGCUUUAAGCCUUCCCUUUUUCAGCAUAUUGGAUAUUAUUCCUCUUUCAGAGGGACUGAAAAUAGGUUAAAGGAUGAUGACUUUGAAGAGGACUUCUUUGAUAUUCCUGACAACCCUCCAGCGACUAUCUACACAAGUCUCAAAGUAUUUGAGAACUAUGACCCCAGCAAAGCUUACAGUAAUGGUGAUGCGUACUUUUGGGGAAAAUCACCCUCCACUGGAGACUACUUCAGUAUUGUAUUCAUGAAGCCAAUGAAUGUUACCAGAAUCCAUGUUGUCACUGGUUCAGAAGAUAGGCAUAAUGAUAUUCUUCAUUCUGGCAUCCUUGAAGUUGGAAAGAAUCCAAAAAUAACGCAGAAGGGUAAAGAUUGCUCAGACUAUGUUAAACUAAAUGAGUUCCAAAAAGGACUGUUUGAUAAAAAAGAUAUCAAUACCAUCAUUGAUUUCAGUGUAGACUGUGUGCGAAUAUCUAUAACAAACAGUCAAAAAGACUGGCUAAUUAUUAGAAGCAUCAGUAUUUGGGUAAAGCCCAACAACCCUCUAUGACGACAAUAUAUCCCCAAGUAUCAUUCUCUUCCUUACUCUCCUUAGUGACUCAUGCUGGGACAUAGUUCUGUGAGUGUAUCUUACUAAAUGGUUUCUUGUUUGUGAGUGAGCUUAGACAGUAAAUGAUGUCAGCCUAUUCAUUGAAACAGUGCCACAGCUCACUCAUGUCCUGGCACCUUUUAGGAGUGUGGUAAAUGGUGAUUGGGAACAAAGCCUUGGUUGAUUUGGACCCCCUGCCCUUAUCUCAGUCCAAGGAUAUUGAAAUGCGAAGUUUGUUUUCAAAGCCAAUUGAAAUUAUAUUAGUGCGUCUCACUUACUAAGUUGAACUGAACACCUACCAAUUAAUUAUAUUUUCAGAUCAAUAAAAACU